AUGUCUAAGUAUGGCGUUGUGCAGAUCUUGCACUUCCCAUCCGGCAAGUACUAUUUAGUCCCAUUAUAUAAUAUCAUACACACCAGAAUGAAAUGCUCUCAAAUCAUCGAUCUUUUUAAAGAACAAAUAAAAUCAACAGAAAACUUAAAUCUUUCUCUGAGAUCAAUAAACGGCUUUUCAUUAUUACUAGACGACACAGACGAUAUAUUUGGCAUGUGCCCGGAGCUGCAAAUCCUUCCAACAAAGAGAUACGAAACCGAAGCCGCUAACUUCUUCCUCGCGGCCACUAUUGUCAAAGAAGGAGCUCCAAGAGCUGUUACAAUCAGUUUCCCUGUUAUUUCAACUGAUAUGCAGCUUUAUUAUAACUAUAUUGUUUCAUUAAAAUAUCCGUUAAAGCUUAAGAAAGUUCAACUUCAUCUCGCUCACUUACACGAUGUUCCAGACGAUCAAGUCGCAUCAUCCUUUAAAUUUUAUUCCGUUACUGGCGACGAAUAUAACAUAGAUACGUUUCAUGAGCAAGCGAUGAAAGAUUUCUUAUACAGCAGAGUAUAUGUUGUUUACGAUGCUAGCGAGAAAUCAAAGAAGAUCAUGCGCUUACGCUAUCUUUCAGUUAAAGAAAUUGUAGAAACAGAAGGAACUUAUGUUGAAACUCUUAGAGGAUUCGAAAAGAAUGUUGGUGGUUUCUUCAGGAGAACUGGCUGGGUUCCAAAGGAUUUAUACACGAUGUUGCUUCAAUCUGCAAAUUAUAUCUUAAGUUUACACGAAGAAAUGUACAACGACUUCCAGAAAAUCGAUAUCGACUACAUGGCAUGUGUUGGCUGGAUUUUCAAGAAAUUCGUGCCAUUCCUUAAGAUAUACCUUAACUAUAUGGCAACAUACGAUCAAGUUCUUAGCAUUAUCAAGAACUACAUGCUCAAUCCUCAAUACGAGCAAAUUUUUGAAGACUUCAGAAUGUCCGAAUACGCUAAAGAAAUCAGAUUCGACGGAAUUCUCAUCAAACCGGUUCAAAGAGCUCCCAAAUACAAACUUCUUCUUCGCGAGACAUUCAAAUACACUACGAAACAUCAUCCAGAUUACAAGAAUCUCAUUGAUGCAAUGAAUAUGUGUACAGUUUCCAUGAAAACACUUGAUGAAAAUGUUUUACACUUAGAGCGUCGUCAACAAGUUUUCCAGUACAGUAACUGUUUCAAGCCAAAAGUACCUGUUAUCCAACCAAACAGAGAAUUACUGUAUUUGGCACAAGUCCAGAAACGUGAUUGCUAUGCAUUCUUUGUGUUUUCUGAUGAGUUCUGGAUCUGUCUGAACAAGAAAGGAACAUAUCAACUGUCCAAACAGUUGAAUUACAACAAUCUCUCAAUAAUUCCUUAUGCAAUACAAUCUGUUUGUUUGAGAUACGAUGGAGAAGACACAAUCUACUCGUGCAAAGACGCAGAAUCAAGAGAUGAGCUUGUUAAAUUCUUCCGAGAAGCCUCAAUUCUCAGACAAGCAUCAGUUGGUUGCGAUGUUUCAAUCAAUGUCGAAACAAUUCCACAAAUGGUCUGUCCACUUCCUGCACUUGAGAAACACGCAAUGAUACAUGUCAAUGGUUAUCUUUAUAUUUAUGGCGGCUACUUGAAAGACAACCAGUUGAAUGAAGACCUCUACAUGGUUAAAACAGAUGACAUGAGUGUCCAAGUCUUCAAGAUGAACAGCCGAUGGCCACAAGCUCGUUCACAAUGCGCAAUAUGUUCACGUGGCACUGAAAUUUACAUUUUCGGUGGAACAAAUGAUGGAAAAACAGCAUUGAAUGACUUCUGGAAAUUCAACACUGCAAGACCAUCAUGGUCAUCUGUUUAUACAGCAGACCAAAUCACUCCACCUCCUUCUAUCAACCCAGCAUGUUACUGCAAUGAUGAAGCAAUGUAUAUUGUUAGUGGUGUUGAAAGUUUAGAAGUUUGGAAAUUCGUUUUCGAAGAAAUGAAGUGGUCUAAAGUCACAACAGGCGGCAUUUCUCUUAAACCAAUCAUUGGUGGAACAAUUUAUCCUGUUCCUAAGAAUGCAUUCAUCAUGGUUGGCGGCACAUUCGUUGAUGGCAAAUCCAAUGAUAAUCCAAUUUUGCUUCAAAGAAUGGGUGAAAUUGUAACAUUUGCAGAAGUAAAUGGUGUUUCACUUAUGGACAGAAAUUCACGUGAUGCAUGCCAAAUCAACAACUCUAUCAUUGUACCAGGUACAAGACAGGAUCCUAUAAUGAUGUGUCUAAUGAUAGAUUCACACACAUGGCUUGCUCCAAGAGUUCAAGGAAACAUCAUUGCUGCGGACAACUCUGCAUCUACAUCAGAUGGAAAGUUUGUUUAUUUGCACGGCGGUGUCAAUGAUGUCAAUGAAGUUAUCUCUGUUUUAUACAAGAUAACAGUUAAGACAGAUUUGAACCAGAUUGGCAACAUCUUGGGAAUGCAAGAUCCUUUCUACGAAGACGCCCUUUUGAAACGAUUUGUUGCUGCUCCAAAUACAAUCAAAGAUGCUCCUUGGGUUGAACAAAAAUAA
Trichomonas vaginalis G3 is the source of this 2523-nucleotide messenger RNA. RefSeq names its product Rho guanyl-nucleotide exchange factor protein. The record is from RefSeq and is a predicted model, not a curated record. Gene Ontology annotation, molecular function: guanyl-nucleotide exchange factor activity; protein binding. NCBI's taxonomy places the organism in Eukaryota, Parabasalia, Trichomonadida, Trichomonadidae. Bases 1 to 2523 code for a protein of 840 amino acids. The transcript has a single exon.